Acanthisitta chloris (rifleman) is the source of this 3291-nucleotide messenger RNA. It is a transcript of the gene ZRANB3, whose product is annotated as zinc finger, RAN-binding domain containing 3. Gene Ontology annotation, cellular component: nuclear replication fork. The transcript has 21 exons. Gene Ontology annotation, biological process: DNA repair; replication fork processing. Gene Ontology annotation, molecular function: nucleic acid binding; endonuclease activity; ATP-dependent chromatin remodeler activity. The record is from RefSeq and is a predicted model, not a curated record. NCBI's taxonomy places the organism in Eukaryota, Metazoa, Chordata, Aves, Passeriformes, Acanthisittidae. Bases 1 to 3291 code for a protein of 1096 amino acids.
AUGGCUAGUUCUCUCCAGAAAACACCUACCCUUGGAGCUUCUCAUUCAGAAAAUGUUGAUGCUAAGCUGUCCUUUCUACCUGAAAGGCUGAGAAAGAAGCUGCUUCCUUUCCAGGAAAAAGGCAUCAUAUAUGCACUUCAGAGAAGUGGCAGGUGUAUGAUUGCUGAUGAGAUGGGACUAGGGAAAACAAUUCAAGCAAUUGCCAUUUCAUAUUACUAUAAAAAUGAAUGGCCUCUCUUGAUUGUAGUGCCUUCCUCUCUGAGAUACCCUUGGGUUGAUGAGAUGGAAAAGUGGAUUCCAGAGCUCUCUCCAGAUGACAUUAGCAUCAUUCAGAACAAAACUGAUAUUGGGGGAAUAUCAACCAGCAAAGUAACCAUUCUGGGGUAUGGCCUGCUGACUUCUGAUGCACAGACUUUAGUGGACACUCUGUACAGACAGAACUUCAAGGUAGUUGUGAUAGAUGAAUCACACUACAUGAAAUCCAGGAAUGGCAGCAAGAUCCUGCUGCCAAUUGUGCAGAAAGCUCUGAGAGCUGUUCUUCUUACUGGCACUCCUGCUCUAGGAAGACCUGAAGAGCUCUUCAUGCAGAUUGAGGCACUGUAUCCAAGAAGAUUUGGAACUUGGAGUGAAUAUGCUAAAAAGUACUGCAAUGCUCGUGUCAGGUUUUUUGGUAAAAGAGCACGAUGGGACUGUAGAGGAGCUUCAAAUUUAGAGGAACUACAUCAGCUUUUAAGUGAGAUAAUGAUCAGAAGACUGAAGAAUGAUGUUCUGACUCAGUUGCCUCCCAAAGUCAGGCAGCGUAUUCCAUUUGACCUCCCACAAGCUGCAGCUAAGAAUUUGAAUGCCACUUUUGCAGAGUGGGAGAAAUUGAUGAGAAACCUGAAUUCAGAUGCCACAGAAAGUCACUUCUCUCAAGUCAUGAGUCUGGUCACACGGAUGUACAAAGAAACAGCCAUUGCCAAGGCAGGAGCAGUAAAGGACUAUAUCAAAAUGAUGCUUGAAAAUGACAAGCUGAAGUUUCUAGUCUUUGCCCAUCACCUGAGCAUGCUGCAGGCCUGCACAGAGGCUGUCAUAGAGAACAAGGUUCGUUACAUACGCAUCGAUGGAAGUGUUCCCUCUGCAGAGAGAAUUCAUCUGGUGAAUCAGUUUCAGAAGGACCCUGAGACCAGAGUUGCUAUUCUGAGUAUUCAGGCAGCUGGUCAGGGUUUGACUUUCACUGCUGCCACUCACGUGGUGUUUGCUGAAUUGUACUGGGAUCCAGGCCAUAUCAAGCAAGCAGAAGACAGAGCACACAGGAUUGGGCAGUGCAGCUCUGUGAAUAUUCACUUCCUGAUUGCAAAGGGAACAAUGGACACUCUCAUGUGGGCAAUGCUGAACCGCAAGGCCAAAGUCACAGGCAGCACCUUGAAUGGCAAGAAAGAGAAGAUGCAGGCUGAGGAGGGUGAUAAGGAGAAAUGGGAUUUUUUGAGUUUUGCUGAGACCUGGACCCCAAACGAAAGCCUAGAAGAUCCCCAAAAUGAACUUUUGUUUACACAUUUUGAAAAGGACAAGCAGCAUGACAUUCGUUCCUUCUUUUCCCCAAAAUCCUCCGCUGAGAAGAAACGCAAAAGACUUUCUGGCAAUGAGUCAUUACACAAUGAUUCAGAAUCUUCUGAGGCCACAGCAGAAGAGGAUGCAGAGAAGAGGAAUGAAAACCUGGAUUCCACGAGAAUGAGUGACGUGGCUACAAUCUGUCAGGAAAGCACCUGUGAACAUGAAGCCAAAAGAGCAAGAAGCAUAAGUGGAUCUACCCCAGUCAGCUCCAGUCACGAACAGAAAACAUCUGUGACUGGAAAAGAGCUCUCCUUGGUUCCAGAACAAAACAGUGAAGUCCAUCCUUGUGGCUUAAAUGCUUCAAGCAAAAGUACAGCUUCAAAUAAAGUUUGGCACUGCAGUGUUUGCACUUACACCAACAAUGAUCUGCUGCCUUACUGCGAGAUGUGCAGCUCCCCUCAGAGCAGUAAGGUUGAGAGAAAUGGCGAAACUCCCACAAGCCAAACUGAGGAAGAUGUGUCCAAGGACUCCAGAAGAAAUGGAGAGAGAGCAGAGUGCAGUGCUGAAGACAGGAGAGAAGAUUUGAGGGAGGUGGUGACCCAACAAUCUGUUGAAAUCAGCAAACAGGAAACUAUUGGCAUUGAAAAGGAAGAAAGUGAACAAAAGUGUGGAGAAGGUAAAUCAGACACAUUCCAAAUCUAUGAUGGGCUUUUGUUUUGUGCAAGCAGAAACACUGACAGAAUUCACCUCUAUACAAAGGAUGGUGAACCACUGAAUCAUAAUUUCAUCCCACUGGACAUACAGCUGGAUAACUGGGAAGACUUACCAGAGGCUUUCCAGCAUAAAAAAAAUCGUGCAGUGAUACUGAGGUUUGUCAAAGAAUGGACUCAGCUAACAGCAAUGAAGCAGAGGAUUGUCAGAAAAAGUGGUCAGAUAUUCUGCAGUCCUGUCCAUGCUGCAGAGGAGUUGUCUAGAAAGCAGUCAGUGGGCAGCAGCACAAAGAGGUACGUGACCAAGGAGGACGUGGCUGCAGCCUCACUGGCCAAGGCCAACAGCAGUGGGGGCAGCACUCGCCUCAUCUCCAGACAGAGCAGGGCUUGUCUCAGGAACGAAAAUGCUUCUGCUGAGCAGUCCACAAAUUUGCUUCCAGAAACAGGUCCCUCAGUCCUUCAGGCAGAGCAGACUGAAGCUGGAGGCUCCUCCCUCUCCAAAGGGUAUCUGCAGGCCUUGGACAGCCAGGGGAACCCACUGUGUCUGAGCUGCCAGCAGCCAACAGCCCAGCUGGAGCCAGGCUGCCAGGCCCGGGCCUGGGACACGCGGUUCUGCUCCCACAGCUGCCAGGAGGACUUCUCCAUCCGCUCCAGUCAGAGCUACCUCAGGACUAAAGUGCUGCAAAUCGAACACGGUGUUUGCCAGUCCUGUAAGCAAAAUGCACAAGAGCUUUACCUCAGCGUCAGAGAUGCACCCAGGAGUCAGCGCAAGCAACUUCUGGAGAGCUCCUGGAUGUCUCAGCUCCCCCUUGGGCAGCUGAACGAAAUGAUAACGAACCCCACGGAAGGGCAGUUCUGGCAGGUGGAUCACAUCAGACCUGUGUACAGUGGAGGAGGACAGUGCUCCCUGGAGAACCUGCAGACACUGUGCACACUGUGCCACAGGGAGAGAACUGCAAAACAGGCCAAGGAGAGGAGCCAGCUGAAGAGGAGGUCUUUAGGUACAAAGUAUGGCUGUGAUAUCACCAAAUUUUUUGUGAAGAUGUAA